AUGGCGUCCACAUCACGCCACCUUCGCAUCGGUGUUGAUGUCGGCGGAACGAACACAGAUGGUGUCGUUCUGGACCCUUCGCGGGCUUCGGAGCCAGAUAAGGGCAUUGUCGCAUGGCACAAGUCACCAACAACGACAAACCCCAGCGAUGGCAUCAACAAUGCGAUCGUGACGAUGUUCGAGUCUUCCAAGAUCGAGCCGAGCGAGAUCGCGAGCGUCACCAUCGGCACCACUCACUUUGUUAAUGCCCUGAUUGAGAGGGAUGAGACCAGAUUGGCUCCCGUGGCCGUCAUCAGGUUGACCAGCCAGUUUUCCAAGCACGACCCUCCUUGUUUGGACUGGCCUGAAGAUCUCAGGGAGUUGAUUUUGGGUCAUUAUGCUUUGUGCAAAGGUGGCCUGGAGGUUGAUGGCGUUCUUAUUUCUGAUAUCGAUCCUGAAGAGAUCAAGGCUCAAUGCUCGAUCAUCGGUGAGAAGGGGAUCAAAACCGUUGUCGUCAACGGCAUCUUCAGCCCAAUCGACACGACAGAGAGGCAAGAGGAGAGGGCUGCCGAAAUCAUACGCUCAGAGCUACCUGGCUGCACCGUUACAUGCUCAAAAGACGUGGCCAAUCUCGGGUUCCAGGAGCGUGAGAAUGCUGCCAUACUCAACGCUACAGUACUGGACUUCGCCCGCAAGACGAUUCGAUCCUUCCAGGAACCCAUUAAGAGACUUGGUCUACACUGCCCUGUCUUCAUCUCCCAGAACGACGGAACUAUUCUUUCAGGGGAGAUGGCUGCGAAUCUUCCGAUCCGGACUUUUUCCAGCGGCCCAACAAACAGCAUGCGCGGAGCUGCAUUCCUAGUGCAGGAUCAGCUUGAUGAAGCCGUCAUGGUGGUUGAUAUCGGGGGCACAACUACCGAUGUUGGUCUCUUGCAGGCAAACGGGUUUCCAAGGCAACAGGCAGCCUUUAGCGAGUUUACAGGUGUUCGCCUGAACUUCUCAUGCCCAGAUGUCAAGAGUAUAGGACUGGGAGGUGGUUCCAUUGUUCGCAAGGGCCGGGAGAGAUUGACCGUAGGCCCCGACAGUGUCGGCUAUAAGAUCAAGACUGAAGCUCUAGUCUUUGGUGGUUCUACUCUCACUGCGACGGACUGCACCGUGUUAGCUAACGGAGGGAAGCCAUCAGCGCUGUCUAUCGGCGAUGCGAGCUUGGUCAAGGGCGCAGUUGACGCCGAAGAACUAUCUCAAUUCACUAAGAUCGUCCAAAGCAAGAUCGAGAAGGUUAUCGACACGAUGAAAACUUCGCCCAACGAUAUUCCGGUUCUUCUUGUGGGUGGUGGUGCUGUCAUCGCGCCGAAUGAGCUUCGUGGGGCUAGCAAAGUCUUGAAACCCGAGUGGGCUGGAGUCGCCAACGCCAUCGGUGCGGCUAUUGCACGCGUCAGUGCUACCAUUGACACUGUCAAAUCGACUGAGUCCAGAACAAGCCAGGAGAUAUUGAGUGAGGUGGAGCAAGAGGUCAAAGAGAAGGCUGUUGCCGCAGGGGCAGUCCCAUCGUCGGUCCAGAUUGUGGACGUGGACACAAUACCCUUGGCCUACAUUGCCAACAAGUCGCGAUUCAUUGUGCGCGCUGCCGGCGACUUUGACUUUUCCAGGACGGAUCUGGCCUCCAUACCAUUUAGCGAUGAAGAUGACACGCCUCAGGAUUACACCACAUAUUCUCGUGCCAAGAAGACGUCUAGAGUCAGGGACAAGAAAGACGUUGAUGUUUUGAAAUAUAAGCCAAGAGUUGAAGAUCGCGUCUGGUACAUCAGCGAAACAGAUCUGGACUGGAUCAGUAUCGGAUGUUACAUCCUCGGAACGGGAGGAGGCGGGUCUCCUUACUCGCAACAGAUCAUCCUGCGCGAGAAGCUCCGCAAGGGUGCCGUUGUGAGGGUCGUAAACCCUGCUGAUAUUCCCGAUGAGGCGGUCGUCGGCUGCGGGGGUUACGCCGGGUCACCCACCGUGGCUAUUGAGAAGAAGUCCGCGGACGAGAUGCAAGAGGCACAGACAGAGAUGUGCAAGCACAUCGGAAAGCCGCCGACGCACAUGAUUGCGGUUGAAAUUGGGGGCGCCAAUGGCCUGCAGAGCAUGAUGAUUGGCUCCAGCACCAACAUGGAUGUUCCUGCAGUCGAUGGCGACUGGAUGGGCAGGGCGUACCCGACAAAAUGGCAAACAACACCGGUUGUCUUCAACGAGCGAAGCCCCAUCUGGACGCCAGUCACGAUGAGUGACGGUAAUGGAGCGAUUGUCACUAUGUCGCGCGCAUCUUCAGACAAGCAGGUUGAACGUGUCAUGAGGGCUGCCUUAGCAGAGAUGGGCUCACAGGUUGCUGUUGCCGACCCUCCCGUGACUGGGGCAGAGACCAAGAGAUGGGUAGUUGAGCAUACACUCUCUCAGUCUUGGAGGAUUGGUCGCGCUGUGGCUAAGGCCAGGAAGCUCAACCGCGUGGACAACGUUGCCGAGAUGAUCAUUGAGGAGUGCGGUGGUUCAACUGGAGCCAAGGUUCUGUUCAAAGGCAAGAUCGUUGGCGUGGAGAGAGUAUUAAGUAAGGGACAUGUCUAUGGCGAAUGCAUAAUCGAAGGUGCAGAUGUGUCUGGUUCAGAUGAACCCGGCCAUCAGAGAUCCCAGCAGUAUAAAGGGUUUGUUAAGAUUCCCUUCAAGAACGAGAACAUCGCCGCAGUCAAGAACGCCUCAGCUACGUCAACAGAGGAAGCAGGCAAGGAGAAGCAAGAAGAUGUGCUUGCCCUGGUGCCGGACCUCAUCGCCGUUAUCGACGCUCAAAACGGCGAAGCGAUCGGAACGCCCGAGUACAGAUAUGGACUGCUCGUCAUUGUGCUGGGAAUUGCCGCCAGCGACAAGUGGACUGGGUCUGCUAGGGGUCUUGAAAUCGGGGGUCCCGAGUCGUUCGGCUUUUCUCACUUGAAGUAUGAGCCUUUGGGCACCUUCGUUAAGCCUCGGAGCGUGAUUGACGAAUUUGACACCAAGACCAAGGAGGGUUGCAUGUGCGGCAAAUGCAAGGAUCUGGGCUGGUAG
Molecule: messenger RNA, 3048 nt
Organism: Colletotrichum chrysophilum
Lineage: Eukaryota; Fungi; Ascomycota; Sordariomycetes; Glomerellales; Glomerellaceae
Exons: 2
Coding region: 1-3048 (1015 amino acids)
Biological process (GO): glutathione metabolic process
Cellular component (GO): cytosol
Molecular function (GO): 5-oxoprolinase (ATP-hydrolyzing) activity
Source: RefSeq, a predicted model, not a curated record